GGGCCCGGUGCGGGCCGCGCGUUGCCCGGCGACAGGCGGGGCCCCGCGGCCUAUCCCGGCCUGGCGCCUCGCCUUCCUCCCGCAGCCCCGCCGAGCGCCGCCGCACCCGCCGAGUGCCGCCCGGCCCCGCCGAGCGCCGCCGAGCGCCGCCAUGGCCAGCUCCCCUGUGUCCCGAGUGGUGUACAACGGGAAGCGGAGCGGCGGCCCGCGCUCCCCCGGCGCCGGCAGCGAGAUCUUCACGCCGGCCCACGAGGAGAACGUGCGCUUCAUCUACGAGGCCUGGCAGUGCGUGGAGCGCGACCUGCGCAGCCAGAUGGGCUCCGAGCGCGGCCUGGUCGAGGAGUACGUGGAGAAGAUGCCGAACCCCAGCCUGAAAGUCUCUUCCUGUCUCCCUUGCAGCGUUUAAACCCGUCGACCUGGGUGAUCUGAAGAGGAGGAACACACAGGAUGCAAAGAAGUCCUAAGGCGUGUUCUCCCUGUAGAUCGGCUACUCUCCUAAGGUCCUCAAGCAGAUUUAAGUUGAAAUUUUGUGUUGAUUUCCUCCUCUGGUCUGUGCUCCCAAAAGCCCAUGUGAGAGCCAGUCAGCUUUGGGGCUGGCUUUGAAGCUGCCUGAGGUCAACGAUGCUCAGUGGCUUACCAAGGCUGCCCAGAGCCUGUUGCAAAGGAUUCCAGCCCCCUACUCAUAGCUUUCUCUGGCCUCAAACUGUCCUUCCUCCCUUCAUACCGAGCUUCCCGGUCUCCUGUUCCCCUCCUGCUGCUGCCCUGAGCGCUGGGCAGGGCUGGGCCGAGCGGAUGGGCAGCACCAGGUCUGUGCACCGAGGCCCUGCAGCUGCUGGGGCGGGAUGUGGGCAGAAGAGACAGUUGGGUCUGUCUCUGUGCCUCAUCCAGCCUGCCUGUGCAGCUGAGGGAUGGGCAGGCUGCAGCCAGGUUGCUCCUAGCUCCAUUGUGGCAGCAAGUUGCUGCCUGGGCUGCCAGAGCACACGAGCCACAUCCGAGGUUGGAUUUUCCAUGUGCUUAGAGCAGGCCAAGAUCCCUGUGGUGCUUGAGGGGUAUUGUUCCCCUCCCUGCAGAUGGAAAGGGGUGGGGUUCCCCACCCCAGGUGCCUGAGAGGUGCUCAGAGGGGCCCGAGCUCCCCCUGCGUGGAGCGAGGCUCGGGGCCCUGGCCCAGCAGCGCCGGGGUUUUGUACCAGCGUUCUCCAGACACACCUUGGAGAGACCUGGCUCCACAGCCCCCCUGGGGCCCGCGGGUGGUGGGACCGUGCGGGGGGCCCUUCCUUGAGCCCCUCGCUCCUGGCAGGGCUCGUGUCGUUCCUGCACCAUCACCUGAGGCGGGGAGAGCGACUGUGCCACCCUUGCCUGCCUGAGCCGCGGGGCCACUCCCUGGGGAGGUGGCAGCCCCCUGCUUGCCCAUGCUCCAGACCAGUGGGGAUGGGGCUGCCGGGCCUGCCCGGUGCCAACAGCUGCAGGAGGGCUGCAGGGACUGGGGGCUGCCAGUACCUUUCCUUUGUUGAGUCUUUGAGCUGUGCUGUUCCCUUUCCUUUCUCUCUGUGGUCUGUCACUUGAGGAGUGUUGUAAAUAAACGCUGGUGUCCUUUU
Messenger RNA from Myiozetetes cayanensis, 1595 nucleotides. It is a transcript of the gene MCRIP1, whose product is annotated as MAPK regulated corepressor interacting protein 1. NCBI's taxonomy places the organism in Eukaryota, Metazoa, Chordata, Aves, Passeriformes, Tyrannidae. The record is from RefSeq and is a predicted model, not a curated record. The transcript is spliced from 4 exons. The coding region runs from base 152 to 406 and encodes 84 amino acids.